Symbiodinium natans is the source of this 918-nucleotide messenger RNA. NCBI's taxonomy places the organism in Eukaryota, Dinophyceae, Suessiales, Symbiodiniaceae. The record is from the annotation of a GenBank genome assembly.
AUGGCCUUUACUGCCUACUCGGACAUCCUGUCAGGGGGUGGUUCCCUCAUCGGUGGCACGAAGGCCAUUCAGGACUACUCCAAGUUCAUGUGCUUCCUCCCAGUGCACCAGGCCUCCCUACUGGACCUUGAGCAGCUCUUCCCUCAGCUGCGGGUGCACAUCGUGCAGAAGACCCAGCAGAUCCUGGACGCCUACGAGCGCCUUCCUCGGCCGACCGCGCCCCCGGGCCGAACGGCGCUGUUGGCGAAGGGCCGCGAGCUGCUGCAGAAGCUGGAUCAGACAGCGUCUUCCUGCCACUCUGCCAAAGAGGCUCUAAGGGCUGUCACGCCCCAGGCCACGCUCAAGGAGUUCAAUCGCUGGAGGGAGACAGACCUGCGCUGGCGACAGUUCGCUAGGCUCCACCUGGCUGCCCGGGCGCUCUUCUCCCCGGAGCAGCUGCGGGCCCUCGAGGUCGGCACAGUGGCUGACUCGCUCAUGAGGGGUACGCCUCAGUUCGCACUCGAGGGCCCGAGUGCGGGCACUCGUGGGUCUCCGGACCUGGACCGCCAGCGCGUCGAGCCCCGCAGCGAGGUGGGUUUAGCGCGCUUCGUGGAUGAGGACACGCGCCUGCACCAGGCCGCUUGCGGCCUGGCGCUGCUGGGCGAGACGGCCUGGCGAAGGGCCUGGGUGGCCGCUUCGAUGGUGAAUGACACUGCCAAGAACUUGAUCCCUCAGGACGCCGUGUCGGACAUCGCUCCCCUGGGCUACGCGAAGGUCUCGCGCCUGGUCGAGGCCUUCAUCCAGGCGGCGGGAGUAGGUACAUCGAAGCUGGUGCCUCGUACAGUUGCAGGGGUAUCGAGCAUGGAUUGGGUCGUUCUGGAUGACCAGGGACAGGCGAUCGAGACAUGGACCGUCCCGGCCCGCCUUCCAGAAGAGUAG